AUGUCCCUCUCCCUCCUCACAGCCCAAUACUUCCAACAACUCGAUCCCCACCUCCUCACCUUCCCCGAAGACAACCACCUCCUCCACCCCACCACCCAAGAAACCAUCUACACCACUCUCUUCUCCGAAUCCCACGCCGCAAAUGAACAACCCCUCCCCCCACCCGCCUACCGCACGCGCGUGCUCAAGCGCCUCAUCACAAAACUAGAAUCCCUACUCUCCAACCCCGAGGAGGAUGAAAUCAACGAAUCCCUCCUCGAAGAAUACAGCACGCUCCUCACCCUCCCCAAACCCUCAUCAAUCGAACAAGCCCAACAACUCACAUACAUAACCUACACCGCGCCACCAGAAGAAGACGACCAUAACUCUUCCCCAUCCUUAUCGGAGACUACUGAGAGACGAACAAUCCUCACCUCCGAAUCCCGCUCCGCAAUCAUAACGGCCGGUACAACCGGCCACCGAACAUGGGAAGCCGCAUUGCAUCUGGCCACGUACCUCUCCUCCACGGCAGCAGGAAAGGCGCACAUCGCCGGGAAGAAGGUGCUGGAGCUCGGCGCCGGGACGGGCAUGGUGUCGAUGUUCUGUGCGAGGUAUUUGCAGCCGGAGGUGGUGGUGGCGACGGAUCGGGAGCUGGGGUUGAUGAGGCAGAUUAGGGAUUGUGCGGGACGGAAUGGGUUAGUUGGGGAGGGAAAUGGUGGUGGGGUGUUUAAGGGGUGGAUUUGGGAGUGGGGGAGGGAGUUGUCUAGGGGGAGUGGUGAGGAUGAUGAUGAUGAUGACGAACUGCAGCAGGUGGGAGAUGGUGAGAAGGUAGAGUUUGAUGUUGCGUUGGGUGCAGAUUUGAUCUACGACAUCGACCUCGUCCCCCUCCUGGUACAGACCGUCAAAUCCCUCUUUGAGAAAUACGCCGUCAAGGAAUUUCUCAUCUCCGCGACAUUGCGCAAUGAGCGGACGUUUGGGGCGUUUUUGGAUGCUUGUGAGGAGAGUGCGUUGAAGGUGGAACGGGUGCAGUUUGAGUCGCCCGCGGAGGAGCAUCAAAGGGGGUUCUUUCAUUCGACGGCUAUUCCGAUUAGGACGUAUAGGAUUACGGCGUGAUUCUAUUUCGG
Messenger RNA from Aspergillus costaricaensis CBS 115574, 1103 nucleotides. Its product is annotated as protein-lysine N-methyltransferase. The record is from RefSeq and is a predicted model, not a curated record. The coding region runs from base 1 to 1092 and encodes 363 amino acids. Lineage: Eukaryota; Fungi; Ascomycota; Eurotiomycetes; Eurotiales; Aspergillaceae. The transcript is spliced from 4 exons.